Molecule: messenger RNA, 726 nt
Organism: Xyrauchen texanus (razorback sucker)
Lineage: Eukaryota; Metazoa; Chordata; Actinopteri; Cypriniformes; Catostomidae
Product: carbonic anhydrase 4-like
Exons: 8
Coding region: 1-726 (241 amino acids)
Cellular component (GO): plasma membrane
Molecular function (GO): zinc ion binding; carbonate dehydratase activity
Source: RefSeq, a predicted model, not a curated record
AUGGAGUCUGGGAGGGCUCCAGGAGUGGAUGGCUGCCCAGUUGACUUCUAUAAGGCUUUUUGGUUGGAGUUGGGUGCAGAUCUGCUGAAGGUACUCAAUGAUAGCUUGUCAGAGGCUUUGUGCUAUCACAUGCCAUCUUGUAGUGAUGUCACAUGGCCCAUAAUUGCAAGAAACUCGUGUAAUGGCAAUCAACAGUCUCCUAUAGACAUCGUAACCGCCGAUGUCCAAGCUGAUGCCUGUUUAACCUCUUUCAACUUCAUUGGCUAUGAUGAUGACACCACUUUAACUGAGAUUAUAAAUACUGGCAAGACAAUAAAGGUUCAACUUGAUCACAAGAAAAUGUAUGUGGAAGGAGGUGAUCUGCCAGGCGUGUUUACCAGCAUACAGUUUCAUUUCCACUGGGGUACUGGCAGUGCCAUGCCAGGAUCUGAACACACUGUAGAUGGCAAACAAUACCCCAUGGCGCUGCACAUAGUGAAUAAAGCAGUAGCUGAUUCACAUAUAUUGGCUGCCUUUGGUUUCUUUAUUGAGGCCACUAAUGACAUUGGAAAACCAGGAAGCUGGAAGACCUUAACCUCUUAUUUGACAAAAAUUGCCAAUGAAGGUGAACGUGCAGGCAUCACCCAAUUUAUUUCCAUGGAUGAUCUGCUUCCUGGAGUGGACUGGACUAAAUAUUACUGUUAUUUCCGCUCACGGUCCCACGCCUGCCAUGAAAGUUUUGCUUAA